AUGUUCUACUCUCACCAGCUCCUUGCUCGCAAAGCUCCGCUUGGCCAAAUAUGGAUGGCGGCCACUCUGCACUCGAAGAUCAACCGGAAAAAGCUUAGUAAACUCAAUAUUAUUAAGAUCUGUGAACAAAUCUUAAAUCCAUCGGUCCCAAUGGCUCUGAGACUCUCUGGAAUUCUCAUGGGUGGAGUAGUUAUUGUUUACGAACGCAAAGUGAAACUGCUUUAUGAUGAUGUGACUCGUCUCAUGGUGCAAAUCAAUGAAGCUUGGAAGGUGAAAUCAGCAGCUCCUGAUCCUACGUUGCUUCCCAAGAGUAAAUUGCAAGCCAAGUAUGAAGCUGUUACCCUGCCAGAAAACCGGGAGGAAGAACUCCCAGAGAUUGAACAGACUCUACGAAAUUCGGAAACUGUCACAAUGAUGGGUUUCGAACAAACCUCCUAUUUCGCGAUGAGACUAGAUAAUGUAGACCUCUAUGAUAAACCCAAUGCACAGGAAGAACCUGCCCAGGACUUUCAUCAAGUUUUCUCUUGUUGUGCUUAUCUCUACACACACCCGAAAACCCUUGUUGCAGUUGCUGCUGAUAAUAUCACCCUGGCUGAACAUUUUGAUUCCCAUCAGGCAGAUAUAGAUAUGUUUAAUCAUUUUGAGAGGUUUGAUAUUGAAGGGGAUGAAGAAACACAAAUGAAUUUUACCCAGCCAGAGGAAUCUCAAAUCCCAAGUACUCUUGUGCCAUCUCCACCUCGACAAGAAGCCCGUCAACCUAAUGAGAUCCCUGACAGACAUCCAGAGGAGCAAAUGAAGCAGCAAUCUGAAGCUGAAGAAGUUUUUGAGCAACGGCAGGACCAACAAAGGCCAAAGCCAGCUCGACAAAGAGCAAGAAAAUUAGCGCAUCUUGCAAUUGACUAUGAACAAACUAUUAUUCCUGGUCACAUAUAUCAUACCUGGCUUCAGGGUUCUUCAGAUAUUGUAUCAGGAACAAGGAAAAAGAGAAAGACUUUGAGUGCCUCAUCGUCUAUGAAGAUUGCCAGACUCAUGGAGGUGCCUCCUAUGGCAUUACUAGAAGGGUUGCUCACAAAUGGAAAUAGGGAAGUUCACUAUCCAGCACCACUCCUAAAAUUGUGGAUGAGAAGAAAGGCCUCUCCACCUUAUCCUCCUGAACCAUCCUACACAUCUCCAGCUGAAAGGAUGCACAAUUUUGAACCUGCCAGAUACCCUUUCGAAGAGUUGCAAACUGGUGUAGGUUCCCCAUCAGUAGGGAUCUCCAUAGAGAAACAAAGGGCAUAUGUCAAUAAUAACGAGAUUCCACCUGAUCUCAUGGAGGACCUCAGAACCAAUCUUACAAACCUCGGACUGCAUCCAAAAGAGGUUAAUGGAGUGAAUGAGACCAAUCACAUGGCCACACCUGGCUCUGGUGAUGAGCCUAGAUCCAUUCCAAGCUCAGGAUCUGAUCAUGGUUACCUAUCACAGAACUCCAUAACCAAUUCAAACCGGUCCAACAAGAAAAGACCCAAUUCUUCAUCGAGGCACGGUGCAAGUGGCCUUGAACCAGUAGCAGAAGAGUACCAAUGGCACCAUCCUGAUCCAACUUUCAAGAUUGCUAGACUAUCUGAACUAUCAGAGAAUGGUUAUACACCAGACAAUGAGAUGUUGAUGGAAACUGGACCAACACAAACCCAACAUCAAUUCACUACUCAACCUCUUGACAAGAUGACUGACACUAUCAGGAUGCAGCUGAAGAGUCACUUUGACACUCCUGGAUCAGCCAAAGCAGAAUGUUUGAAUGAACUGACUCUUGGGAUGACAAAGAAACAAGCAGCUUGUCUCUUUUAUCAGACUUGUGUUCUGGCCACUCGAGACUUUAUAAAAGUCGAACAGGAGGCACCAUAUGGGGACAUUCUCAUUUCAAGAGGUGCAAAGAUGUGACAACUGAUAACUUGCGAAGAUGCCAAGCCCUCAGUCUUCUAGGUCUAUCUUAGUGUUAUAGCUGAUGCAAUUUUUACUUUAGGUUAAGGUAUU
Nicotiana tabacum (common tobacco) is the source of this 2013-nucleotide messenger RNA. The record is from RefSeq and is a predicted model, not a curated record. NCBI's taxonomy places the organism in Eukaryota, Viridiplantae, Streptophyta, Magnoliopsida, Solanales, Solanaceae.